Molecule: messenger RNA, 862 nt
Organism: Olea europaea var. sylvestris
Lineage: Eukaryota; Viridiplantae; Streptophyta; Magnoliopsida; Lamiales; Oleaceae
Product: probable U3 small nucleolar RNA-associated protein 11
Exons: 6
Coding region: 311-706 (131 amino acids)
Biological process (GO): rRNA processing
Cellular component (GO): small-subunit processome; nucleolus
Source: RefSeq, a predicted model, not a curated record
CAUUGCUAUUAAAUAUGAUUUUGAGUUACACUACAAAAAUAUUGAACUCGCAACUCGGUUGAUUAAAUAAUGCUAUAAAUAAAAGAUUCAUAGUGGUAGAGUAAUAAUUAAUAAUAAUCAGAAGUCGCAUUUAAAAGUGAUGCGAUUUAGAUACCUAAUGCUACCAGGAGCCAACCAUCACUAGACCUUUUAUAAGACGAUAAAACUCGCGAGAAGCUCCUCCUCGCCAUUGCAGCAGCCGCUGAAAUUGCUUCACAUCACCAUCCAGUCUGGUUCUUCUCAAUUCUUUAACUGAGAUAAGACUAUAGCAAUGUCGUCUACAAGGAAACAAAUUCAAAAGGAUUAUAUCGAGCGUGCACGAGCUUAUCACCAAAAGAAGCAGGCUUUACGGAAACUUAAGCUAAAAGCGGCAUUGAGGAACCCAGAUGAAUUUUAUUUAAAGAGGAUCAAAACAAAAAAAUUUGGUGUAUUCUACAAGCUAAAGAGAAGAGCAAAUAAGUACCUAAAAGAUGAUCUGAAAUAUAUUUUGCUGAAAAAGAAAAUUAAAGAAAUAGAUGCCGAUAUUGAAGCCUCAAAGAGCAGAGUAAAAGAAUUAUGGAAAUUAUUAGAGAAUCAUUUACAGAAGGAAAGUGCAACUGUUGAGAAUCCAAAUCAAUUUGUCGAUGACGGAGUCCUUACGGAAAAUCAAGUAAUGGGUGGCUCUUAGACAUUGACUACAUGUAUAGUAGAUGAGUAUCUAAUAAAUUUGAAGUAAUACUAUUAUUUUAUGUUGAUUUUGACUAUUAUUUAUCUUUACACUUUGUUCCUCUUAAGACUUUAAUUCUUCUUUGUGAACGUUAAUUUUAAAAUUGUAUUUUUACUU